AUGCGGAAAACUACGUUGAAUUCAUUUAGUCUUUUGUUCAGUCUUGCAAACUAUUAAACUCGUAAUGGCAAACGUGGUAUUAAAAUGGAAACGUCCGGAAACAAUUGAAUUUCCAAAAGUGUGGCACACAUUUAAAGCAAAAGAUUUGAAUACAGAUGAGCUGGUGGAAUAUCGAAUUCAAGAUUUACCAACAAAUCGUGUUGAAGACGUAUUUGAACACAUGAUGGCCAAUUAUAUUCAAGACGAACCAAUUAGUCAAGUGCUUGAGGGUUCAAAGGAUCCAAACCAUAUUGAAGAUUACAAGUUGUGUUGGAGCAAAAUGGCCGAGCAAAAAGUUCCGCUUGUGUGUUUCAAAGAAGGUUCCGAUGAAAUCGUUGGCGCAAAUAUGCUAUUCGUAUUGAAAAAAGAUGAUGAAUUUAUGCAAGCGGCGUGUGGACUUUUUAAAAGUCAAGUAACUAAGGACUUAUUUGAUUUGAUGAUGAUACUUUACGAGGAUUUCGAUACGUUUAAAUAUUAUGGAGUCGAUGAAUACUUGACAUCAUUUGGACUAUCUGUUAGCCGCAAAUAUCGUGGAAGAAGCAUUGGGGAUCAUUUUCUUGCAACAAGGAAGAAACUUUGCAAACAGUACAAUUUGAAGUUAACUCACACUUUUUUUACAUCCGACUAUUCAAAUCAAAAUGCAGACAAAGUUGGAUUUGAAACUAAUGUCGCUCUGAAAUAUGAAGACGUCAUUAAAGCCCAUCCGAGAUUUAGUCAUAUUGCAAAUAUCAAGAGUAAAGGAAUGACUUUGAAAACGUUAAUGUGCUGAAUUUACCUAAAGUUGUCAAAUUGUCGUUGCAAUAAAAAUCUUGUGAAAAAUGUAUGCAACAAACUAAAAUGGUUCUUAGAACCUCUAAGUUGGAAGAAACCAUAAAACAGCUUCACUUGAUUGAAAAAUGUGAAAUAUGGAAAUGUAUGGUGACAUUUUAGACAUUUUUUAUUCAUUUAAUACGGUUUAUAAACAACUACA
Molecule: messenger RNA, 1009 nt
Organism: Contarinia nasturtii (swede midge)
Lineage: Eukaryota; Metazoa; Arthropoda; Insecta; Diptera; Cecidomyiidae
Exons: 5
Coding region: 65-808 (247 amino acids)
Molecular function (GO): N-acetyltransferase activity
Source: RefSeq, a predicted model, not a curated record